This is a messenger RNA of Tetranychus urticae (two-spotted spider mite), 1076 nucleotides long. RefSeq lists its product as uncharacterized. The record is from RefSeq and is a predicted model, not a curated record. Lineage: Eukaryota; Metazoa; Arthropoda; Arachnida; Trombidiformes; Tetranychidae.
AAUCAUUUAUGAAUCUAUUUCAUGAGUAUCCUGGCAAAAGUCUAGUUCUGGAUGUCGUCUCAACCUUAUCUAAUGUACCAAUUGGUGAUUGUGCUGAAACAUGUGCUCAAUCAAAUGAUUUCAGUUGUGAAUCAUUUGAUUAUUGCCAAGAUAAUUAUAAAAGAAAUGAAUCUGUCUGCUUCUUACAUGUUAACCACAUUGAGAUUGAUAAAGCUCAUCAAAUAAAUGCAACAAACUGGAAGGCGGCUGAAGCUGGAUGUUCCCAUUAUUCAAAAAAAUCUGAACUUGAUUAUGAACAUAAAGUUGGACUUGCAUUGAAAGAAAAUACGAAAGAAUCAAUUGUUGGAACCUUUGACCAUUUAACACUAGAACACUGUGCUUCCAGAUGCAAUUCAGAUCCUAAUUGUUUUACUCUCGAGUUUUGUCAAUCAAUUGACUAUAAUCAAGUCUCCGAUAGUAGUGUAUCAUUGACGAGUUGUUCAUUGACAAACUUGAAACCAGGUAGUCAACCUGGACUAUUUGAAGUACCAAAAAGCAACAAAAUUUGCUCAAUUUAUAUAAAUCACAAAAAGAUCACAGACAAAAGUAAAACUGACCCACAACCAUCUGCAUUAAUAAUGCCAUCUGAAGCACCAACUAAUUCGGGCAAUUUGAAGAUAGCUAUUGGAUUGGGGACAAUAGUCUGCUUAAUGGCCUUUGCUGGUGGGUUCAUUGGAUUUAAAUUUGCUAUCAAAAAAGGAAUCAUUUCAUAGACUAACUUAUCAGAGGAAAACUGAAGAUGAAUGUUUAAGAAUCAUUCAUUCUUGAUUAACAUGGUACAUACAUGCAACAUAUUUGUGUAAGGACCAUUGGCAAAUAAUUCUUCAUUUUUUUAAAGAGAAAUUUUUUAAUUAAAAGAAUUAAACUUUGGUCUCUUUUUGUACAGUUGAGGCGCCAGAUUUUUAUAAUAAACUAACUGUUAUUCACUCGGCUUUUGCAUAUAUUCCUAACCCAACAAUAAACUAUCAAACAAUGAACCUGAAACCAAAAGUUUUUCAUCAAACACAAUGCUAAAAAUACGGAUUCUGUAGUUUCUC